This is a messenger RNA of Capronia coronata CBS 617.96, 1512 nucleotides long. RefSeq lists its product as uncharacterized. The record is from RefSeq and is a predicted model, not a curated record. NCBI's taxonomy places the organism in Eukaryota, Fungi, Ascomycota, Eurotiomycetes, Chaetothyriales, Herpotrichiellaceae. Bases 1 to 1512 code for a protein of 503 amino acids. Gene Ontology annotation, molecular function: sphingomyelin phosphodiesterase activity. The transcript has a single exon. Gene Ontology annotation, cellular component: cytoplasm.
AUGGAAAUGGUUCCAAUCGCUACCGGAAACGAUGAGCGUUCCGCCGUCUCCUCGAUUAAAGUUCUGACCCUGAACUGCUGGGGCCUCAAAUACCUUUCCAAGUACCGCUCGGAACGUCUUGCCGAAAUAGGUCACCGACUAGCCACCUACUCGCCUGAGCUUGACAUCGUCGGCUUGCAAGAAUGCUGGACAUUCGCCGAUUACCUGGCUAUCCGAGAACGCACACGGUCGGUCCUCCCAUAUGGCAAGUUCUAUCACUCCGGCAUCUUCGGUGGCGGGUUGGUCGUUCUCAGCCGGUGGCCAAUCACCGACUCCUCCAUGUACAGAUAUCCUCUGAAUGGUCGACCAACCGCAUUCUUCCGAGGGGACUGGUUUGUCGGCAAGGGCGUGGCAUGUGCCACCAUCUCGUUGCCGGAUGGCCUGCGGAUUGAAGUGUUCAACACGCACUUGCACGCGCCCUACGAGAAGGAACCGAACGAUAGCUACAUCUGUCAUCGCACGGCUCAGGCAUGGGAGAUUGCGAAGUUGAUGCGCGCAGCGUCGGAUCGAGGGAGCUUGGUCAUCGGUCUGGGGGACUUCAACAUGGUCCCAUUGAGCUUUGCACAUGUGCUGAUCGAAAGUCGAGCUGGUGUGCGAGAUGUGUGGCGGGUCACGAAACCCGGCAGUAGUGUUGGGGCCAGCAUCGAUCCACCGGAAAGGGAACGAAGAAAGCGCAUGGGUGAAGAUGCGACUCCCAAUGUGGACAGCAGUCUGCUGGAACAUGGCCACACCUGCGAUUCCGUCAUGAACACCUGGCGCUGGACCAAGGACCAGCGGAAACAGCUCGAGAAAGGCCACGACCGUCGGAUCACGGGGAAUGAUCUCGAUCCCAAGGCGAAGCGACUGGACUAUAUCUUCUUCAGUGGUGUCGACCGAGGCUGGAAGGUUGCGGACGUCAAGGUCGUGCUCACUGAAAGACAUCCGACGCUGUUGUGCUCGCUGAGCGAUCACUUUGCGGUAUACGCUACUGUCGAGAGGACCACAACGAAGACCAAAACACCUGCGAGCGUCGAAGUUCAUGGGGCACUCCACGACUCGGAGACGGAGGAUCCUGGUUUAGAGGUUGCCGACUUUGAUGACAAGGGUCUCCAGAAGGCCACUUCCGCCUUGCCUACCCAGUAUCGUCUGGGGGAGGACUUCUACAACGACAUCCUCCGCAUGAUCCACACGUACACGCUGCGAGAAAGGAAACAACGACGAUAUCGCAUGCUGCAUUUUGUCGGGUCCGCUCUCGUCUCGAUCGGCUGUUUUGUUGCCAUAUGGUGGUCACCGCGCAAUUUCGUCGCGUUCAUCUUGAUUUUGCUGAGCAGCUUGGGUCUUAUGGCGGGUACGGUGGACGGACUGAUCGGAGGCCUUUUCGUAGGGUCUGAAUUGAGAGCGCUGGCAGAGUUCGAAUGGGAAAUCCGAAACGCUUUGAGUCAAGCGGGCGGACCAGCCGUCGAAGACCGGGACUUCAGAGACUGGUAUGAUUGA